CUGUCAUGUGUUAGUUGGAACUUCUGAGAAUUGAGAAAUUUAUGGGAUAAGUAAAAGGAUGACAUCCAUUGUAAGUACCAGCUUCACCUUGAUCCCCAACCAGAAAUACAGACGUAGCAACCGACGAUCCAACCAUUCUUGCAACAUCCUUGGCUCAGAUUCUCAAAACUUAUCAACACUUGGGGAUUUUAAAGCAUUACCAUUAGAGCUUUUCCAAAUAAUUUUGGAAUAUCUGUCAGUGAAGGAUAUCAGCACGCUAAGCAUGGUGUCGAAAACCAUCAGCCACCGCCUUAUUAAUUACGUCUCAACCACAUCCGGAAGCAGAAGACUUUUACAGCAAGAUUUUCAUAACCUGGAGCUGUCUGGCAGAAGACAAGGCUCCUGUAUGAUGGAGCACUACAGAUCUCUAGGUUUAUUGUUUAAAAGGUGUACGUUGCUGCUGCCCACAAAAGAAAGGCUAAAGUACAUUCACAAGAUACUCUCAGAAGUUUCAUGUUUUAAAUUCAGUGGCUGUGGAAUUCCUAUGCAGUGUUUAGGAUUGCCGUGUUAUGGAAUGUUUUUACAGACCCUAACAGCAGGUUGGGAUGAGUUGGAGUGCCAUCGUGUUUAUAACUUCCUAUGUGAGUUGACUAAUCUACCCCGCAAGGUGCAGACAGUUGUUUGCAGUAAACCAGGAAGUGCCCGAAAGUUGGAGUUAAGGAUUAGACUAUUCUGUCGGAGUGUCCUACUAGAUCACUGGAUACAGAGAAGUGACUCUGCCUUUUGGUUGACUCGAAUACUAAAACCAUGGCCAAUGGUGAAUCAGGCACGACUGCUCUAUAUAAUCUUUGGACCAAUAUCAUCUCAAGAUGGACAGGUGGUUUGGCAGAAAAUGACAGAAGGACCUACAGAUGAAACCAGUCUAAAAGGCUUAGCCGAUGCCAUUAAAUUACUGUAUGACACUGACACUAAAGAGUGGACAGCAGAUGAUGUAAUCAGUCUUGUAGAUGAACUAUCAGUGGUUCCCCGAGAAUGGCUUCUAGAGAAUAAUGCACGUCUCCUUAUCCUAAGUGGGAAUAAUAUAUGUUUCACCUUCAUGGCUAGCAAAGCUGUGAAUGGACGGACCAGUGAACUAGCACGGAUGAUAGUCUUUUUGGCUUUGGUCUGCGAGAAGGACCUGUACUGCAUGGACUGGGCGGUAAAAAUGAUGCAAAAAGUCUGCAAAGUCUUUAGCACGCAAGUAGAAAGAAAUAACUUCCUGCAGAACGUGGAAAAUGCAUUUGCACGUGUUAUAAUGGACAUGCUGCAGUCAGUUAUGUCUGGAGACCGAGAUGAAGAGGAUAGCAGCUUUUUGAAUUUGUUUCAUCUUGUGAAUGCACAGGCUAAUUUCCAUAAGGAAGUUUUAUAUAUAACCAUGAACAGUACCUCCACCUAA
Messenger RNA from Trichosurus vulpecula (common brushtail), 1414 nucleotides. It is a transcript of the gene FBXO47, whose product is annotated as F-box protein 47. Bases 59 to 1414 code for a protein of 451 amino acids. Gene Ontology annotation, molecular function: protein binding. The record is from RefSeq and is a predicted model, not a curated record. The transcript is spliced from 11 exons. NCBI's taxonomy places the organism in Eukaryota, Metazoa, Chordata, Mammalia, Diprotodontia, Phalangeridae.